AUGCCUACACUGCCCCCUAAGCUAUCCUUAACAGUUAGUACAUCCAAGGCUAUGACAGUUUCUCAGCAAGCAAAAAAAAUGGUUUCCAAAUCGAGCUCUUCCUCCAAACUCAAUUCAUCAAAGGAUAAAAUGCAGAUGCACAGGAGAUCACGUACAGGCUGCUACACAUGCCGGCUUCGCAGAAAAAAGUGCGAUGAGGGAUUAUCUGCAUGCUCAGCAUGUAAACAUCUUGGACUGCGGUGUGAAUAUAAGCGACCUAUGUGGUGGAGUAAUAAUGAACAGCGGCGCUCGCAAAAGGAAAAUAUCAAGGUGAUUAUUAAGCGCAAAAAGCUCUCGGAGAAGAGUAUGACAUCCAGUAGCAAAAGUCUGAAUUUUCAGGGUCAAAUUGCUUCGGAGUAUUCGAGUUCAUGGGCCGCAUUGGCCAAUUACCCGGCUCAAUUUGAUCGAAGCCGAUCAACAUCAAUUGACUCACAAAUGUCAUUUAACAAUUAUGAUACAUGUACUUCUAGCUCCACAGCCUUCAAAACACAGGAUAGCUCAAACAACCCUCAAUAUCCAACAAUUGUGUCAGACUGUUUGCCCUGUGAGAUGAAUUUUGAAGCUGGAAACGAAAAUUUUCUCAACGACUACGCGCAUUAUCCUCCGACAGACACUUCAAAACUCGUCAGUUACGAAUCGGACUUGCUGUCGCAUUCGAUGUAUUUGGUGUCGGGGAAAGCAAUGUGGGACCAUGAUGCUCUCGAGGAAUGUCAUGACUCUGGAUGUGACGACACAAAUUUACAAGGUCAACUCAACAGUUGCUACGACCAUGGUUCUUCGCCACUCACUUUUGUCCCAGUUAAUUUGCUCGAUGAUGAUCAACACCUUCUUGAUUACUUUGUUUCGGACGUGCUGCCCACCAUAUUCCCGAUCCCGGAGGCUUACCCGCAUAGAUCAGCACACAUGCAUCACGUGAUAUUGGCCCUGCAAAGCAAUAGUUGUUAUGUACAUUGUUGCCUCAGCAUAGCUGCGCAACACUACAAGGCGGCGAUGAAGAUUCACGACGAACAGAUUGAUAGCGAAAUUAUACGUCAUCGAUACGCAACCAUCUCGAAACUCUGUGAGGCCCUCAGCCAUGAUACUGAUCACGCCGAGAUCUUGGAGGCUACACUGGGCAUGAUUGUCUUCCAGGGCUCCGUCGGUCAUCUUGAUGAUUCCUUGCCUGAUAUUCCCUGGGACGAGCAUUUUCGAGCCGUCGUCUCACUCGUACAAAAACUUGGCCUAUAUCAGCUAAUUAGACAGUCACCUGACCCAUAUGUGGUUCCGUUUAGCAUGACCUUGACGGCAUGGGUCGACAUCCUAGGUGCCACGAUGAAGGGCCAGGCACCUAUUUUUUCUGAGCUGUAUCGAGAAAACUUAUUCAAAUCACCAGCCAAUGCUUCUCUCGGUCUGUCCUCGGUGAUGGGCUGCGAUGACCGCGUGCUCUAUCUCAUCUCUGAGAUCAGCUGCCUCGAGGGUCUAAAGCGCGAGGAAAGCAUUGACAACCUUACCCUCUGCCAAAAGGUGCAACUGAUCGGUGAUCAGAUUAGCUGGACUGAGUAUGGAGGUCCUGAUCUGGCUAUGUCUUUGGAUAUACAAGAGGCAUCGCGGCCUCAGCAGCUCUCUAAAAAUCUAACAGCCGCAUUCCGUUUGGCCGCUCGAGUCUAUCUUUGCAGCCUUGUGCCCGGCUUCUCACCCCAUCAAGCCAGCUGUGUCGGCCUCAUCGAAAAAUUGACGCGGAUCCUCAAAUAUAUUCCAUCGGGUCCCCAGGGUCUAGAUCGCUCUCUAGUCUGGGUAUAUCUCAUAUGCGGGGCUCAUAGUAUCGCCGGCUCAGCUUUCCGCGAUGCAUUUGCGAUACGUCUACGAUCUCUCGGCGAUCUAGCUGGUCUGGGAUCUCUUUAUAGGACAGCCUGCUUACUCCGAGAAGUAUGGAAGCUUGCCGACCAGUAUCCCGAAUCCGAAGUCGGCACAGCAUGUCCAGUUUCUUGGCGAGACGUGAUGGGGAGGCAAGGCUGGGAUUUUCUGAUCAUAUAG
Messenger RNA from Blumeria graminis f. sp. triticale, 2052 nucleotides. Lineage: Eukaryota; Fungi; Ascomycota; Leotiomycetes; Helotiales; Erysiphaceae. The record is from the annotation of a GenBank genome assembly.